Messenger RNA from Eurypyga helias (sunbittern), 1484 nucleotides. It is a transcript of the gene RFX3, whose product is annotated as regulatory factor X, 3 (influences HLA class II expression). NCBI's taxonomy places the organism in Eukaryota, Metazoa, Chordata, Aves, Eurypygiformes, Eurypygidae. The transcript is spliced from 10 exons. Gene Ontology annotation, biological process: regulation of transcription by RNA polymerase II. The record is from RefSeq and is a predicted model, not a curated record. Gene Ontology annotation, molecular function: RNA polymerase II cis-regulatory region sequence-specific DNA binding; DNA-binding transcription factor activity, RNA polymerase II-specific. The annotation marks the transcript as partial.
AUGAGGUCUUUUAGUAGAACACAUGCCCUAGCCAGGGAUAAAGCAGGCAUUUCUAUUGAUCUACAAGCGAUCUGUCAAAACUUCUCUGAUCAGGCUUUUUACUAUCUCGUCUUGAGUCCUUUUUUUAAUGACAUCUAUUAUCAGAUUGAAAUGGCGAUUGAGACACUGCAAAAGUCUGAUGGUCUGUCCACUCACAGAAGCUCUCUUCUCAACAGCCAUCUUCAGUGGCUUUUAGACAACUAUGAAACUGCAGAAGGAGUGAGCCUUCCAAGAAGUACCCUUUACAACCAUUACUUACGACAUUGUCAGGAACACAAGUUGGAUCCAGUCAAUGCUGCCUCCUUUGGAAAACUCAUACGGUCAAUCUUCAUGGGAUUACGGACCAGAAGACUUGGAACUAGGGGGAACUCCAAGUAUCAUUACUAUGGUAUUCGUGUCAAGCCAGACUCUCCUCUUAAUCGACUACAAGAGGACAUGCAAUAUAUGGCUAUGAGACAACAGCCCAUGCAGCAGAAACAGAGGUAUAAGCCUAUGCAGAAAGUGGAUGGAGUCGCAGAUGGCUUCACAGGAAGUGGUCAACAGACAGGCACAUCUGUUGAACAAACUGUUAUUGCCCAAAGUCAACAUCAUCAACAGUUUUUAGAUGCAUCUCGAGUACUUCCAGAGUUUGGGGAAGUUGAAAUAUCUUCUCUACCAGAUGGUACUACCUUUGAGGACAUCAAAUCACUGCAGAGUCUUUAUCGAGAGCACUGUGAGGCAAUACUGGAUGUGGUUGUGAAUCUUCAGUUCAGUCUGAUAGAAAAAUUGUGGCAAACUUUCUGGCGCUAUUCUCCCUCUGCUCCACCUGAUGGUACUAAUAUUACCGAACCAAGCAAUCUCAGUGAAAUAGAAAGUCGACUUCCAAAAGCAAAGCUGAUUAGUCUUUGCAAGAAUGAGUCUAUUCUGAAAUGGAUGUGUAAUUGUGACCAUGUGAUGUACCAGGCUUUGGUGGAGAUUCUCAUUCCUGACGUCCUUAGACCUAUUCCUAGUGCCUUGACCCAAGCCAUUCGCAAUUUUGCAAAAAGCCUUGAAGGCUGGCUUUCAAAUGCCAUGAACAAUAUUCCACAGAGGAUGAUACAAACCAAGGUUGCCGCUGUAAGUGCCUUUGCCCAGACUCUGCGAAGAUACACAUCUCUCAAUCACCUGGCUCAAGCAGCUCGUGCUGUGCUUCAAAAUACUUCUCAAAUCAAUCAGAUGCUCAAUGAUCUUAACCGUGUUGAUUUUGCCAAUGUUCAGGAGCAGGCUUCCUGGGUGUGCCAGUGUGAUGACAACAUGGUUCAGAGACUAGAAACAGAUUUCAAGAUGACACUUCAACAGCAAAGCACUCUGGAGCAGUGGGCUGCUUGGCUUGAUAAUGUAAUGAUGCAAGCACUGAAACCAUAUGAAGGAAGACCCAGCUUUCCUAAAGCAGCACGGCAAUUCCUGUUAAAAUGGUCUUUCUACAG